AUGAUGGAAAUAUUGUGGGAUGUUGUUUUUUUUGGAGUUUUUAUGCUUCUUAAUCUUCUCCAAACUCUUCUUUUGACAAUAUUCAUCUUGAAGGUGCGAAAAAACAAGAAGGAAUCAACAUCUCUGCAAAACCAUUGUUCUGUGAAACACGAUCAAUUUAAAAAAAGAAUAAAAAGCUUUCCUGAAAUUGAUGCAAAUGUUUAUGAAGGAAAUGAAAAUUUAUACACGUACAUGAACCAAGAUUCUGAAAUGGAGCACGAUCAAUUUAAAGAAAUAAAAACAUAUUCUGAGAUUAAUGCACAUGUUUACGAAGGAAAUGACAAUGUAUAUACGGACAUGGGUCUAGGUAAAAAUUUAAUUCAAAAUAUGAAACAAGAUUCUCGAGGUUCUCAAGCGAUUUACGAAGAACUGCCAAAAGCUACAACCAGAGUAGAAGUUAACGAAGCUUCAGAAACGUAUGCUUAUGUUUCUGAAAUGCCUUUAUAUGAUAAAACUGACCAUAUGCAAGUUUCAAGUCCAAAACAUGACCCUAGUUACGAUACAGUUAGAAAUUAA
Chironomus riparius is the source of this 555-nucleotide messenger RNA. The record is from the annotation of a GenBank genome assembly. Lineage: Eukaryota; Metazoa; Arthropoda; Insecta; Diptera; Chironomidae.